AUGACGAAUGAGAGGAGAGGAAGGCAAAGGAAGAACAGUCGGCUAAAAUUGCUGGCGGUGGCGGCGGUUGGUGAGGGAUAUCGCCGGUGGAAGAAGGCUAGCAGCGGAUUUGGUGUUGGAGCGAAGACGCAGCUUGGAGUUGGCGAGGUGGCCAAUGAGUUAGCUUUACCCCCAAAUUUUACUGUUGUUCAUCCAGUUUUCCAUGUCUCCAUGUUGCUAAAGUAUAUUUCAGAUCUGUCUUAUGUGUUUAAAUGGGACUCAGUCCAGUUAGAUGAGCAGUUGGCCUUUGUGAAGGGGCCCGUCCUUAUUUUGGCAAGUGAUAUAAAGCAGUUGCGUACUAGAGAGAUUCCUGUAGUUAAGGAUUAG
This is a messenger RNA of Capsicum annuum, 366 nucleotides long. RefSeq lists its product as uncharacterized. Bases 1 to 366 code for a protein of 121 amino acids. The record is from RefSeq and is a predicted model, not a curated record. NCBI's taxonomy places the organism in Eukaryota, Viridiplantae, Streptophyta, Magnoliopsida, Solanales, Solanaceae. The transcript has 2 exons.